This is a messenger RNA of Drosophila miranda, 549 nucleotides long. Its product is annotated as lysosomal-associated transmembrane protein 4A-like. NCBI's taxonomy places the organism in Eukaryota, Metazoa, Arthropoda, Insecta, Diptera, Drosophilidae. Gene Ontology annotation, cellular component: lysosomal membrane. The transcript has 2 exons. The coding region runs from base 1 to 549 and encodes 182 amino acids. The record is from RefSeq and is a predicted model, not a curated record.
AUGCAGCUGGCUGGCUGGAUAAGUCGCCUCACCGCCGCUGGCUAUCUGUGCUACCUACAGGCCAUCCAUCGAAUCAUUGCCGAGUCUCACCGCUUGCCCUGGCGCGAGAAGCUGCUGGAGCUGCCGCCUGAGGAGCUCGUCGUGGUAGUUCUCGUCGUUUUCGUGUGCAUUGUAUUCCUGAAGGCCUACUGCAUUGGCAUCGUCUGGCGCUGUUACAAGUACCUGACUCUGCGUCAGCAACAUAUCCGCACAUUGUUUCCCUUCCUCGAGACGGGAUCCGGGAUCAAUGGUGUGGGCGGCACCUUUGCGGCUGAGGAGCGUGCCUACACCACUCUGUUGCCGAACUAUGAUGAGGCCAUUGCCCAGUACUUGAAGCAGGCACCGCCGCCAUCCUAUCAGGUGGCCAUGUCCAACUACCAAGAGGAUCAGGCCGGAAAAGCUGGCGGUGCUGAAGCAAAUCCUGGUGUGCCCCCCCUGUUCGUGGCUCUGGAUGCAGUGGCCACUGCAAACGUCGCCUCCAUUAUGGAUGAUAAUGAUAACAUUAUCUAG